Messenger RNA from Moesziomyces antarcticus, 1104 nucleotides. RefSeq names its product 1-acylglycerol-3-phosphate O-acyltransferase. Bases 1 to 1104 code for a protein of 367 amino acids. Gene Ontology annotation, cellular component: endoplasmic reticulum; membrane. The transcript has a single exon. Gene Ontology annotation, biological process: phosphatidic acid biosynthetic process. NCBI's taxonomy places the organism in Eukaryota, Fungi, Basidiomycota, Ustilaginomycetes, Ustilaginales, Ustilaginaceae. Gene Ontology annotation, molecular function: 1-acylglycerol-3-phosphate O-acyltransferase activity. The record is from RefSeq and is a predicted model, not a curated record.
AUGACUCCGCGCUCUGCCUCUAGCGUGUUUGCACCCUGCCACCUAUUGCUCUCUCUCGUCACCACCAUCUUCGCUGCCACCAUGGCGGUGCUCUCCAAGUCGCUCGGUACGCUCACCGCGGGUGCACUGAUGCUCGUCGCACUCGCCUCGCCCCGCAGCCAGCGCAUGCGCUUCUACCUCAACUCGCUCAUCUACAUCGCCGGCUUGGGCAUCUGCAGCUUCUGGGGCAUUGUAGUGUCGAUCGUCAUGUCCCUCAUCCCGGGACAGAGGCUCAACAUCAACCGCGUCGUGGCGAGGUCCUUCUGGCGUCUCGUCAGCCCGCUCGUGGGAGUACGGUUCAUCGUCGAGGGCGAAGAGCAUUUCGACCAAGCUAGACCCGCGGUUGUGGUGGGCAACCACCAAACUGCCAUGGACAUCUUGUACUUGGGCCGGAUCUUCCCCGGGCAUGCAUCGAUUAUGGCCAAGAAGGAGCUGCAGUUCGCACCGCUGUUGGGCCAGUUCAUGACGCUGUCUGGCGCGGUGUUUAUCAACCGCAAGAACCUCAAGGACAGCAUCAAGGCGUUCAAGCAGGUGGGCGACACCAUGAACAAGAACAACCUCAGCUUGUGGAUUUUCCCCGAAGGCACCCGAUCUGGCCUCGCCACCCCGGACCUUUUGCCGUUUAAAAAGGGCGCCUUUCACCUGGCUAUUCAGGCGGGCGUGCCGGUGGUGCCCGUGGUGUGCGAGAACUACAACCGGAUCUUCGACUCCAAGUCGCGCUUCGAAAGCGGCACGAUUAGGAUCAAGGUGCUCGCUCCCAUCCCCACCUCGCACCUCACGGCCCAGGAUGCAGGCGAGCUCACCGAGACGGUGCGCGAAAAGAUGCUCGCCGCACUCCGGGAGAUGGACGAGCAGCGCCAGCGGAACGACCUCAACCCGGCCGACGACUACGACUCCAAGCCGCAUGGCGUCGUGGGAUUCCUCGCUCGAUUCGUAGGCUCUUCGCACGGAUUCCAAAAGAUCAACGCCCGCGUGGAUCGCACCGAGCAAAAGCUGCGUCAAAAAGGUGACGGCUCCCAAGCUGGCGACUACAACCUCGUUUCGGAAGCGCAAAAGUCCAAGUAG